Messenger RNA from Melanotaenia boesemani (Boeseman's rainbowfish), 2319 nucleotides. RefSeq names its product E3 SUMO-protein ligase ZBED1-like. The record is from RefSeq and is a predicted model, not a curated record. The transcript is spliced from 5 exons. NCBI's taxonomy places the organism in Eukaryota, Metazoa, Chordata, Actinopteri, Atheriniformes, Melanotaeniidae. The coding region runs from base 837 to 1868 and encodes 343 amino acids. Gene Ontology annotation, molecular function: protein dimerization activity.
AGGGCUGUCAUUUUAACGCGUUAAUUAGAUCAAUUAAUUAGAGCGUAAAAUAACGCGUUAUAAAUUUUAACGCACGAUUAAUUAUGCAAUUCGAACAUUUUAGAGUUGGCCACUUUGACCCCCGAACAUGCGACUGGUUACGUCACUUCAUGCGCCGUUAGUAGAGGCUAGUCCAUACAACAAACAGAGCGGGCUGAGGUGAGCACAGAGAAAUGGAGAAGAGUGCAGGUGAUGCGAGCCAAUCUUUGCUGGGGCCAUUGAACGGCAAGUUUAUUUACAAGAAGAACGCAGAUGGGACAGUCAACAAAAACACGGUUAUUUGUAGCUUAUGUAGAAAAGAAUUUGCUUUUCAUCGAAGCUGCUCUAGCCUGACUUAUCAUUUAAACGCUAAACAUGUUUGGGCAGGUUCCAGCGCUAACGUUGCGACUGCUAGUACUUCUAGCGCUCUUCGCCAACCCAAACUUACAGACUAUGGUAAACGACUAAGCAAAGGCACCACAGAUAAACUGACAAACUCGAUCGCUAAGUGGAUAGCAGGUGAUUGCAGGCCAAUUUCAAUCGUGGAAGAUGAGGGGCUAAAUGAGGCGUUUCAGAUAGCGUCGUCGGAUGCAACAUUCAGGUUACCUUCGAGAGGUACGGUAAUGAAAAAAAAUCCAUCAGUUGUAUAGUGAUGAAAGGAAAGCAAAAGAAGAACUGUUGGCAGGUUCAAGCAACCAUGUGUCCUUAACAGGAGAUCACUGGACGUCGAUGCGUGUGCCGAGCAGUUUGAAGCUGUGAUAAAGGACUGGAAAAUAGAAAGCAAAGUGUCAACCAUCGGGACUGAUAGCGCAAGAACCAUGGUCGCGGCAGCACGCCGGAUGCCUUACGAGCAUAUUCCAUGUGCAGCUCAUAUGCUCCAAAGAACCAUUACAAUUUGCCUUGAGGACAGCAGCUUUGACACCGCCCUGGCAAAGUGCCGCAAAAUAGUCGGACACUUCAAGCACAGCCCUGCCAGCACAGAAGAACUGCACCAGCAGCAGGCAGCCCUCGGACAAGCCAGAGAGCCAUUGAUUCAAGACGUAUCCACAAGAUGGAAUUCAACCCUCUUAAUGGUCUCACGGUACCUACGGAACCAGGAGGCUGUGAACACCACUUUGGCUCAACAGAAGCACAACCUGGCCACACUGACCAACCUAGAGUGUGUCAAACUACAGAAGCUGGAGGAUGUUCUUGAACCCUGCAGGUAUGUGACGGAGCUCCUGGGAGGGGAGUCUUAUGUGUCAUGCUCUGUGGUGCUCCCCGCACUCUGCCAUCUUAAACGUGUUAUGGAGCCCACUGAUGAGGAUCAAGGCUACAUGAUGAAGUUCAAGACCACCUUUUUGAAGGACUUAGACACACGCAAGGCCAACAUCAACAACAGAUGGCUGAAGAUGGCAACUGCCCUUGACCCGCGAUUCAAGGACUUGAAGAGCAUACCCAAGGAUGAGAGAGACGAGGUGUGGACCUGGCUUGGAGAGAUGCUAGCAGAAGCAGGACCUGCUCCUGCUCAACCCACAGAGGACGAGCCAGCAGCCAAGAAGAGCCUGCUCCUGCUAUGUUCUUCAGACUCUGACUCGGACAAGGAGGAGCCGAGGCUGCUAGCCCGUUACAAAGCUGAGCCUUGCAUUGGAAUGCGUGAGUGUCCACUGGAGUGGUGGGCAGCUCACACUAGUGCCUAUGGACAGCUGUCUUCUAUUGCUCGCAAAUACCUGGCUACUCCUGCGACCUCUGUGCCAUGCGAGAGACUCUUUUCUCUUGCAGGUAACAUCAUACAAAAGAAGAGAGCAGCCUUACACUCAGACAAUGUAAACAAGCUUGUUUGUCUGAGCAACUGGCUCAAGGAGACUUAGAUUCUGUAACUUAAGCAAAGAGGGAAGGUUGAUUUGAGGACCUGUAAUUGUGGCCCUACUUUCUGUAGUGGGUUUCUGGGUUUGUUAUGCCCCACAUGAUUUUUUUUUUAUUUUUUUUUAUCUAGAAACAGUGUCAUGUCCUCCUAACAAGUAAUGCCUCUUGACUUCACGUUCUUGAUGUUAAACAUUUCAAGGUAUGUUAUCCUUGUUUUGCUGUUGUUUAUUUUAUUGAGCACCUGGUUAAGUGCCUAGUGUUAUUUAUUGUUUUAUUAACUUUAUUUGCACUGCAUUUUUGAAUAAUGCACCCGUUUUAUAGGUUUGCUAGACAUUUUUUUUAAUUUUAUUUAUUUAUAAAAAACACUGAAAGUGUAAUUUGCUUUAUGAAGCUUGGUAUAUAUUUUGGGCAAGAUGCCCUUUUCAGAUGUCAGCAAUAAAAGAAAUGUGUAUUUCA